Hippocampus zosterae (dwarf seahorse) is the source of this 2190-nucleotide messenger RNA. RefSeq names its product NK2 homeobox 3 (gene nkx2.3). Gene Ontology annotation, biological process: regulation of transcription by RNA polymerase II; cell differentiation. The coding region runs from base 274 to 1287 and encodes 337 amino acids. Gene Ontology annotation, cellular component: nucleus. The record is from RefSeq and is a predicted model, not a curated record. Gene Ontology annotation, molecular function: DNA-binding transcription factor activity, RNA polymerase II-specific; RNA polymerase II cis-regulatory region sequence-specific DNA binding. Lineage: Eukaryota; Metazoa; Chordata; Actinopteri; Syngnathiformes; Syngnathidae. The transcript has 2 exons.
AGAGAGAGAGGGGCUGGAUCUCUAUCAGUCCCUUCAAGCUGAGGACAGCAUCUUGGCUCAUCCAACUCUUUCUCUCUUAUACGUUGAGCCAACCAAACGGGAUCGACGCCCCCUCCACCUCUUUUCCCACCUCGCCCUGCAGUCAUCGACGUGCAGCCGAAGGAGAGGGAUGUCCCUACAGACCGUCUUGUUUUGAAACAAGACAAAAAUACACCUUUACGCACGGAGCUUUCUAUUUGGACGCAUAAAUAUUUUUUUCUACCGGUGGACACCAUGCUUCCCAGUCCGGUUAUAACAUCCUCCAGCACGCCUUUUUCAGUCAAGGACAUCUUGAAGUUGGAGCUGCAACAACAAUCGCAAGAAUUUCAGUUCAUCUCGUGCCUUUCGGGUCUGUCCGGCGCGCUCCCGCUGCAGACCGGGACUCUCCAAGCCCACUCGCCGCCCUCCUGCAUGUUGGCCCGCAGGGACAGCCCGAGUCCAAUCAGUUCGGAGAGCGACGAGAGAAUGUCGUAUCUCGGGGCGCUCGCCGGACCCGAUCGGCUGCACGCGGAGUCCGGGUUGGAGAUGUUCGGGAACCCGGCGCAUAUUCACACAGUGGACCUGGAACUGGAGACCGAGCAGGAAGACCGAGACGACAAGGUCGGCGUUGCGUCGCGGGGCGAGGAGACCGACAAGCCGCCCGGCAAGCAGCAGCGGACCAGAAGGAAGCCCCGGGUGCUCUUCUCUCAGACUCAAGUGUUCGAGCUGGAGCGCCGCUUCAAGCGGCAGCGUUACCUGUCCGCCCCGGAGAGAGAGCACCUGGCCGGUUCGCUCAAGCUCACGCCCACGCAGGUGAAGAUCUGGUUCCAGAACCGCAGGUACAAAUGCAAGAGACAACGGCAGGAUAAGACAUUGGAGUUGGCCGGACAUCACCACCACCAUCACCAUCAUCACCCGCCGGGACCACCGCCUCCUCCGCCGCCGCCAAGGAGGGUGGCCGUGCCGGUGCUGGUACGGGACGGCAGGCCUUGUUUGACUGGAUCGCCUACUUAUAACACUUCCUACUCAGCGGUGGGAGCUCCGAGCGCGUACGGCUACAACGGCUACCCGGCCUACAGCUACAACAACUCGGUGUACACCAACACUUACUCUUGUAGUUUACCUGCUCUACCGGCCUCCAACAGCGCCGCAAACGCCUUCAUGAACAUGAAUUUGGGACCUUUAGGCGCGCAGACGCAGACCCAGUCCGCGCAGGGGGCGGUGGUCCCUCCGUGCCAGGGAACUCUGCAGGGGAUCAGGGCGUGGUAAUGCACCUUUGGACGCACAGCUCGGAUGUACAGUACCUUUUGGGAAUGAUGACUGUAUUCUGAAUGGAGUGCAACCGAAAUGUAAAGGUUUGACUGAAAUAAAUGCAGUCGCCUUUUUAUGCAGUGUGGACAAAACCUUUACUGAACGUUGUCUAUGAAGUUGCUGUACAGCUAAAGUCCGAAUUGAACGCUUUACGCAGUGAAUUGCCACAAGAGAGGAUGUUGAUCUUGAGGCAGCAUCUUUUGGAUAUUUUUAUUUUUUAUUGUGAUAUAUAGGCUAAACAUUGUUUAUCCUUCACAACAUGCACGUGACACAUUUUUUUGUCGGUGAAUUAACGGAGCAGUUGUAUUUAUGGCUGUUUACGCCCACAUAGUUCAAUAAACUGAUAAUGAUAUAUAUGAAAUCAUAAAAUGAGGACAGUGGAAUUCAUUUCUGAAUUUUGUUUUGAAGGUGUGUAAGUGUGUAUUGGAAAUGCUCAACACGCAUUUUUUUAUUUAUUGCAGCAAACGUUUGCGAACAGAUUUUCAUUAUUGAUCAAUCACAAAUUUACCUUUAACGCAAUGAAAUAUCAGCAAAAGAAACUUAGACUUUCUCCUACUCGUUUCUUUUCAUUAAGAAAAAAAUCAUACAAAUAUUUUCUGAAGCUGGGCACUCACACACACUGGGAAAUGCACAUUCAAACCAGGCCUACACCUAAAACCUUUUGCUUAAUUUUCAUUUUGCAUUGUAUUUAUAAUGAUCAUUUAACCAUCUAAUACAAACGUGUUAUUAUUAUAUUUACUUAUUCAAAACGUUUUAUUUUUUCCUUACGUUCUUCACUUAUUGGCUGCAUGACUGGCUGCCUGAUUGUAGGUGUCCGGAUGAUUUUGACGACAUUUUUAGUGCAGGUGCUUGCAAUAAAGU